AGGCAACGAACUGGAAACGGGUGCCAGUUCAGUCAUCGCUUGGCUCUGGUGCUGGUGGCAAACAAAUCGCGCUUCGUCCACUUGAUAUAGUUUUUUUUUUGUGUGUUGUUGUUGUUGUUGUUUCAUUUGAUUCGUCAAUUUGCGCCGCAGCUCGUCCGUCUAAAGAAAAAGUGAUGCGAUCGUGCGCAAACACAAGUGGAGCAGAGACAGAAUCAGAACCAGAAUCAGAGACAGAGUCAGAGUCAGAGGUAGGGACAGAGACAGGGACAGUCACAGGGAGCCUACAGAAGCAGGCGAUUGAAUAACAAAUAAAACAUAUACUCGACAGUUAUAGCCAGACAAAUAAUAAAUCGUACACAUAUAUAAAUAUAUAUAUAUAUAUAUACACAUACAUAUACUACACGUACAUACAACAUACAUUUAUAAAGGAACGUAUUGGGGCACUGAUAGUGCAUUGAAUAGGAGAUGGAGCUCUAUACGUCGGACAGCUCGGAUACGGAUUCGCGCGAGCUGAAAACUAUAGAUUUUGGUCGCAUGAAUCUGGAUGUUGGCACACUGGAGGAUCAUUUGAGUUCGCCGCAGAAGGGCCUGCUCAAAUCUAGCGGCGACAUUGAGACGCUGCUGCUCAAUCACAACCGACUUGUGGCACUGCCACGCAUGCUCCAGCUUUUCAACAAUCUCAAGAUACUUGAUCUGAGCUCCAAUGCGCUCACCCAGUUGCCGGAUGCGAUUUGCCAGCUGCCGCUGGUCACGCUGAUUGCCAAAAACAAUCUGCUGACCAGCUCAUCGCUACCCAAAUCGCUGCUCACCAAGCAGACAACGGGCAAUGGCACCUCAACGUUAAAGGAGCUCAAUUUGAGCGGCAAUCAGCUGAUCCACUUCCCAGAACAGGUCACCGAACUGCGCCAGCUCAAGUAUCUGUAUUUGGGCGGCAACAAGAUCUCGAUCAUAUCCAAGGAUAUCUGGAAGAUGCAAAGUCUGCAUGUGCUAUCGCUGGGUGGCAAUCUGGUCAACGAGGUGCCCGAGGCGGUUGGCUCACUGAGCCAGCUGCAGGCCCUUGUCCUGUGCGACAAUCACAUCGAGCAUCUGCCGACGAGCAUUGCACGGCUGAAGAACCUGAAAUCGCUGCUGCUGCACAAGAAUAGACUGAAGCACUUGCCCAAGGACAUUGUCGCCCUGAAGAAUCUGACCGAGCUGAGCCUCCGUGAUAAUCCGCUGGUGGUGCGGUUCGUGCAGGACAUGGCAUUGAAGCCGCCGACGCUCCUGGAGCUGGCUGGUCGCAUCGUAAAGGCCAGUGGACAGCGGCCGGGUCCCAAUGACCUGCCGCGCACCCUGGCCGAGUAUCUGAACAGCGCCAACUGCUGCGUGAAUCCCAACUGCAAGGGCGUCUUCUUCGACAAUCGCGUGGAGCACAUCAAGUUCGUCGAUUUCUGUGGCAAGUAUCGCGUGCCGCUGCUACAGUACCUCUGCUCCUCCAAGUGCAUUGAGCCCGAGGAUGCCCCAUCCCGGGCAUCCUGCAGCAACGCCAGCGCCAGCAGCGGCUUCAUGAUGCGCAAGGUACUCCUGGGCUAGACGACAUCCAGGCAUCCAAGUUCGGGCAUCCGUGUCCGUUAACGUUAACAGAGACCAACCAAUCGCUCGACAAAGUCGUUGGCUCGGCCACGUCUCAAACGGAACGGAUCCGGAACCGGAUUGUGGAUCGCGAAUCACGGUAACCACUCGUCGUCGGUUGUGGCUGUGGUGUUGUUGCGGCAGAGCCGCGCUCUUAAAAUCCAUUGGCUUUAUCACACAAAUACCAAAAAUGUUUUACCAAACUUGCCAUAUGCAUUUUUUGUUCAUUGUUUUGUUAUGCCUUAUACUCCAAAAUCAAACAUGAAAUAUAUAUUUCUAUAUACAUA
Drosophila grimshawi is the source of this 1898-nucleotide messenger RNA. RefSeq names its product leucine-rich repeat-containing protein 58. Gene Ontology annotation, molecular function: protein binding. Lineage: Eukaryota; Metazoa; Arthropoda; Insecta; Diptera; Drosophilidae. The transcript has 3 exons. The coding region runs from base 466 to 1572 and encodes 368 amino acids. The record is from RefSeq and is a predicted model, not a curated record.